GACGUCAACGCAAUAUAUGCGCAUUGCAACGCUAUAAAAGCACUUUUUCAUGGCAUUCAGACGGCCGCCGUCGGAUCUGAUAGCAACCCACGCUCAGAAUGCAGACGCAAAGCAUAAAAUGGUCUGCUUUCGCCGUCCUGGUGGCUUUUGCCGUUUGCCAAACAGCGUUUUCCGCUGAAGUCGCGGAUGCGGACGACUGCGAGAUUGAGGCCCUGACUCUGAAGACAAUGCUCCGUAAACGCUACAGAUGCAGUGGCUUCACUGAUGAGGAGAGCAAGUUGGCAAACGAUUUACAACACUUAAAGGAGGACAUUUCCAGUAUCAAGGACAUGCUGCAAAAUAUUACAGUCGGAAUCAGCAAUCCAAAGAUCGAUGAGGAGAUAGAGUUUAAACCCUGUCCGGAUAAUGGCACUGGUAGAGUGAGAACUCUGUCUGCAGAUGAAAUGACCUACUUUUUUUCUUAUCCCAAAAAAAUGAGUUGGACUGAAUCAAAACAAUUCUGCGAAAGAAAUAACAUGUACAUGGUGAAGGUACAGAAUCAAAGUCAACUGGAUGGACUUUUCGACGAGUCAAAGAGGAUUAUUGACCACGGUGUUUGGUGGCUGGGGGCAUCUGAUAUUGAGCAGAGACCAGGGAAGUUCAAAUGGAUUGAUGGAGAACAGCUCCUUCCUUCAAAUACUUUGUGGGACAAGGCGCACGGUAAUCCCAGAAACUUUAAUGCAGGCCAGGAAACAUGUGUUUCAUAUUUCACUUGGGAGAGAAAAAAGCUUGUCGACUUGGAUUGUAAAUAUGAAUGUUACGUAAUUUGCAAGGUGAAACCUGAAUGCCUAGUCCAUUCAAAUUAAGGCGGCUUCAAGAACCUCAAUGUUUUUUUAACGAGGUGUG
Cloeon dipterum is the source of this 885-nucleotide messenger RNA. RefSeq lists its product as uncharacterized. Gene Ontology annotation, biological process: biological process involved in interspecies interaction between organisms. NCBI's taxonomy places the organism in Eukaryota, Metazoa, Arthropoda, Insecta, Ephemeroptera, Baetidae. Gene Ontology annotation, molecular function: carbohydrate binding. The coding region runs from base 99 to 845 and encodes 248 amino acids. The record is from RefSeq and is a predicted model, not a curated record. Gene Ontology annotation, cellular component: external side of plasma membrane. The transcript has 6 exons.